Anopheles stephensi (Asian malaria mosquito) is the source of this 2158-nucleotide messenger RNA. RefSeq lists its product as uncharacterized. Bases 535 to 1761 code for a protein of 408 amino acids. Lineage: Eukaryota; Metazoa; Arthropoda; Insecta; Diptera; Culicidae. The record is from RefSeq and is a predicted model, not a curated record. The transcript has 3 exons.
AUCAAUCACGAGGUGGCCGCACACCACAGCAGAGAUCACUUUGUUAUCGUUUGCGUUUUCUUGCACACUCGAUAGGUUUGCUCCUGUAGACGGCGAGCGAGACACUACGCAUUUUAGUUGUUCACUAGGUAACCGCGGUGGGCCGUGUACGCUGCUCUCACAACAGUGACAGCCAGAAAGUGAGCAAAGCUGGUGGUAUUUUAGGGCAACAGGAGCUGAAGAUAAAAUCACCAUCUUUAUCGUAAUUCCAUCGCACGAUAGUUACAGCUGAUCGGGUUUGUUCCCGCCGUUUUUGCUGUUCCGUUGGAUACGUGUAGACAGGCAUUAAUCUGUUUUGCCGGUUUGAUUGGUCUGGCUGGCAGCACUGGUGUUGUUAUGUUGUGGGGUACAGCUUUUCAAGUGCAAAACACGGAGCAAGUGUAGAAAAUGGCACAAGCAAGCGAGGCGCGCAAUUGGCAAGUGUGAUAUGGUGUAAGAUACACUGACUGACUAGACUUAGCAAGCAUAGUGUCGUUACGCGGCAGAUCAGGAGGAAUGAUACCGUCACGAUCGUUCAAUCACCCAAAUAACGUCUCGUACGGAAGAUCAUCCAUCAGCACGAUCCAAGCAACGUAUAAACCAACGGGCACAGGUUUGCCAGGCACACCAGACACAUCCAGCGGGCUGUGUAAUGAAUACACGCCUACGAUGCGUCCACCGGAGCAUCAAAAUUCGUGGAAUGUGCCGGCCUCGAAUGAAUUCAACUGUUCAUCGCCGUCGGUCGUUUCGUUGCUGCUAGAGACGGACGACAACGACGAAGAUCCGGUACCGGUGCUUGUUAACGAAAAUGAUCCAUCGGAACAUGUGGUCGUGAAGGAUGGAUACACGUUUUACAUACGCUACGUAGACGAACCAACUUCCGAGGGACCGCUAGAGGAACGCAGCUCCGCAGACGAAGACGCUUGUGAGGUGGAAAGUCUCCCCUCAAUUUCGAACGAACUGUCCAGGCUGAUGGACGAUAUUAUGCUUCCAGAAGGUGCCAUAACUACGCUCGAACACACGGAAAGUUCAGCGCGCGACUGGAUCAAUUAUGACGAGCUGCCUUUACUGCUGAAUCGGCAAAAACUGCAGCAGCAGCAGCAGCAACGACGGUCUGUGACGUCGACGGGUCAUGUUUCGCUACCCGCAAGUGACACAUUGGUUGAGAAUGAGCGUAGCAAAGACUACGCUAACGGGUCGGUAAAGACGGCCGAAAGCCAACCGGCAAGUAAUGCUGGCUUUAGUGGCUGUUAUGAAAUGUUCCCACCGUUUACCGCUACGCCGCCGCUACCUUCGCUGGAAGGAUUUUCGCAGCACAACGGAUCAGGUCUUCUGAAAAACGGCAGCAGCAACAGCAGCAGCGGACAAACGCCGAACGCUACCAUGGUGCCUGAUUUUAGUCACUACUGCGUGGAGUGUGAAAAGUUUUUCCCAUCGAACGAUUUGCUCCAAGUGCACAUGGAAUUGAACCAUCGACUGUUUGGUGACGAUGAAUCGUUGAUCGCAAUGGCGACAUCGACACCGCAGCGAGCAGCCUUCGGUCAGCCGCCGAACGGGUACGGUGGACGUUCCGGUGCAUUAGUGUGGCCGUGUGCAGCGAUCGUAGACUCCACUAACCAGUGUCCGAAACGGGCAUUUUUCUGUGAUUCAUGUAACAUAUCGUUUGACCUGGUGGAAAGUUACUACAUGCACAACAAUAGUGUCCACGGUGGUGUCGGAGCACUCGGUACCGACUAUCGAUAAUGGUGAGGGAAGGAAAACCGAUGGUUCAAUUAUGAUUACAAUAUUCUCAACGCUAAUGUGUACCUUAAUUGUAGAACAAUUUUUUUUCCGGCGAAAUACUUACAAUUUUUGUACGGUAUGGAAGCCAAUAUAACGAGGCCAUUGAAAUUAGGAAAAGGGCGGUUAUGAUGGUGAGCAACAAAUGGGAUGCUCCCAAGAAGAUGGUUAGUUAAAUAACAAAAAUUGCCGAAUGAAAUACGGUCCAAAGCAUGGAAAAGAUGAGCGAAUGUUACCACCAUAUGAUAGGUUUGUUAAUUUUUUUUUUAAAUGAAUUGUUUAGAUAAUGAUAACGGAUUCGUACAGUUAUUUUAUGUAGAUAAUACUAUCUAAAAAAAUAAAGAAAAACAUUUCCUAAUAA